AUGGCGGAGUCCGGGAUAGCGGAGUUGAGCCAAAAAGAUGGAACUGGGAAGCUGGGAAUCGUGGAAUUUAAGAUCUUGUGGACAAAGAUUGAGAAGUUCCUGGAACUGUUCAAAAAGAGAGAUGCAGACGAAAGUGGCUGUAUGAGCGCCUCUGAGAUGCGGAUGGCUGUUGAGGAUGCUGGUUUCUCUCUCAACAACUCUCUCCAUCAGAUCAUUGUGGCUCGCUACUCUGAACCAAACCUCAGCAUUGACUUUGACAACUUUGUGUGCAGCCUGAUCCGCUUGGAGUCACUCUUCAACACCUUCAAGAUCCUGGACAAGGAUGGGUCUGGUGUGAUAGAGCUGGGUUUUAUGCAGUGGCUAAGUCUGUCGAUGUUGUAGAGGAGCUCCUCUGACUGUUAACUGAUGGAGAAUCAAGACAUGUGUUGAACAGAUAUCAUAUCUGAAUAUUAUGGACAAGUGGAUUAAAGUUUGUAUUUGAUUUAAAACCUAAUCAAUGUAUUGUGAGGGGGAAAUAAUUACUAUGGGUUUGAUUUUCCAGAAACAUAAUAAAACCAGAAUGUCACACAAAUGAGAAUCCUUUUAUUUGGAGUAAAUCAUAAUGAUAUCCCUUUGAGCAGUUUGCAUAUCAACUGGAAAUAAUAAUGUUAAUAAUGUCUUUCUGCCCGCUCAGUUCUUUCGUAUCCUAAGAAGUGCACAACAGACAGUUCUGAUAGUGUUCUCAAGUAUUUUUGGUAAACUAAGAUCAGAGAAAUUAAGACUAUUGGAAAUUAUAUCUUAAUUUACAGCUCUUUGUGGUAUCUAGCACAACAAGUCCUCCAACUCAUACGACCAAAUGGGCCGAUUGUUCGGGCCCUUAUUA
Messenger RNA from Notothenia coriiceps (black rockcod), 862 nucleotides. Its product is annotated as calpain-1 catalytic subunit-like. Gene Ontology annotation, cellular component: calpain complex. Lineage: Eukaryota; Metazoa; Chordata; Actinopteri; Perciformes; Nototheniidae. Gene Ontology annotation, molecular function: calcium ion binding. Bases 1 to 381 code for a protein of 126 amino acids. The record is from RefSeq and is a predicted model, not a curated record. The transcript has 6 exons.